This is a messenger RNA of Paramecium sonneborni, 924 nucleotides long. The record is from the annotation of a GenBank genome assembly. NCBI's taxonomy places the organism in Eukaryota, Ciliophora, Oligohymenophorea, Peniculida, Parameciidae.
AUGAAUUUUUCUAUUGAUCCUUCAUUAAAUUUGUCUCAUUUUAACAACCUCCUUAACAAAUAAAUUAAGAAAGUGAAUAUGAAAAAGGAAAAAUAAAUUAUUCGUAAAGAAUUCAAAUAAUCAAAUACACCUAAACAUGAAGCCAAAUAUAUAUGUGAAUUAAUAAGACCAUUAAUUAAAGAAGAAAAGUAGUCACAAGAAGUUUCUAAGCCAAACGAAAAAGGUAGACAUACAUUUGGACAUUUACUUAAGGAUAAUUUUUCUAUUUAAUUCAAAAUUAUGGCAGUGUCAAACUAAAAAAAUGAUCUUAUCUUUAAUUGCUUACCUUAUCAAUAAAAUAAAUUAUUUGAACUAAAAAUAAAUUUUCCAUUUUAUUUAUUUUUAGAGUAAGUUUCAAACUUUUAAGUAGGUUUCGAGAAUAAAAAAAAUUUAUUUUCACCAAAAUAAUUAGAGAUGCCUCAAGAAAUUAUUGAAUUUAUUGUUGAUAAUAAUUAAAUUGUGAUAGGAUGUAACAGAAGUGUUAAUAAAAAUUGGUUAAAAAUGUUGGGUAUUAAUUCAGAUAUGAUUAUCGAUUUUAUUUAAUAAUCUCAAGUAUUUCCUAUAGGUUGGAUUUCUAAUGCAAUUAAAUCUUAUAAUUUUUAUUAAGAUUUUAUGUAAACCUAAUCUAUAUAAGUAUGCUUAAUCAAUUACAAUGGAUAGAAAUUUAAUGCUUAGGUAUAAAUUAAAUAUCAAUAAGAAUCCAUUUUGAAAAAGAAAAUUUUUGAAAGAUACAUAAUAUCAUAUUUGAUUGACAGAAAAUAAUUAAGUUUGUAAUAGGUUGAAUAAAACUUUGCAAAUUACUUUGGAAUAAAUUAGAUUUCGAAAGAAUUAGCUGAUAAUUUUAUUGAGCACACAAAUAAGUAAUGUGGGAUCAAAAAUUUAUGA